Molecule: messenger RNA, 3185 nt
Organism: Stegastes partitus (bicolor damselfish)
Lineage: Eukaryota; Metazoa; Chordata; Actinopteri; Pomacentridae
Gene: paics
Product: phosphoribosylaminoimidazole carboxylase, phosphoribosylaminoimidazole succinocarboxamide synthetase
Exons: 15
Coding region: 22-3054 (1010 amino acids)
Biological process (GO): 'de novo' IMP biosynthetic process
Cellular component (GO): cytosol
Molecular function (GO): phosphoribosylaminoimidazolesuccinocarboxamide synthase activity
Source: RefSeq, a predicted model, not a curated record
CGUUUCCAGGUCAGCUCAAACAUGGAGAGGAGAGCAGAGAGACAAAGAGUGAGUGAAAGGGAUCUGGUGGAGGACAAAGGCUCGGUGGACAGGCAGUGGGGGGAAGCAGAGGUGCUGGCUCUGAUAUCAGUGUGGGACGAGGUUGGAGCUCAGCACGUAGCAGAGAGCAGAACCACGUUUGAGCUGAUCUCAGAGCGUCUGAGGCGGCUCAGCGUUGUGCGCAGCUGGAGGGAGUGUCAAGCCAAAUGCAGGAGCCUGGGACUUCAAAGCAGGAAGCCUGACGCAGCAGCAGCAAACUACAGCCCAGGAAUGGAUGGAAGGCCAGCGGAGGGUUGGGAGGAAGAGGUGGCAGACGUGUGUAAUCAAAGAGCAACGAGGAGUCAAAUCCAUACAUACAAUCCAAAUGUGGCUGAAGAAGGCGGCCGCCACUGGACAGAUGAUGAGGUACGAGCGCUGUUGUGCAUCUGGGCUGACCGCCAUAUCCGGGAACGGUUAAAGUGCACGCUACGCAACAAGUCCAUUUUCCAAGAGAUGGCUCGACAGAUGCAGAAAACCUUUGGGGUGGUGCGCAACUGGAAGCAAUGUCGAACGAAAUACAAGAACUUGAAGUAUGACUACAAGACCGCUAAAAGUGCUCAUGCUGCUGGAGGCAGCAGCUCAGGAGGCCCGGGUAAGUAUAUGAAGUUUUUUGAUGAAGUGGAGGCCAUUUUGCUGGAUCACGGGCUGGAAAAUGGAACUUUGGAAAUGCAGAAGAGGUUGUAUGAGGGAGAAGCCGCAGCAGCGAAGCAACAAACACCAGCAGGCCCCACAGGACAGACGGUGGCCUCAGACAGUGAGGUUGUCAUUGAAAUUGAUGAUGAUGAAAUCAGUGACGAUUAUGACAUUGAUGGAGACCUGGAAGCAAAAUGGAGAAGCACAGAUGCCCAUCUAACCCUCACAGAUUCAUCCAGCUCUGACCAGUACCAUGUGGUCACCGUGUCGGACACGGGUCGAAACUGGAGUGACCAAGAGGUGCGAGCGCUGAUUCAAGUCUGGUCCGAUGAGCGCAUAUGCAGGCAGCUGGAGAGCUCGACCAGAAAGAGGGACAUCUUCGUCCAGAUCUCCAACCGCUUAAUGCAACAAGGCAUUGAACGUGACUGGAAACAGUGCCACACCAAGUACAAAAACCUAAAGUACCUCUACCGGUCCCUUCAAAGAGGUAAGGUUGAUGAAGCCGACCCCAGACGGAUCAUGAGGUUCUACGAUGAAGUGGAGGCCAUCAUGAAUCACACUACUAACGUCUCAACUCAUGACAUGGAAGCCUCUGACUCUACAGAUUUAGGCACAUCGACAAUGUUGGAGGGUUGCGAAGAGAACAGUAAUAUAGAUGUCUAUUUGCCAAAAACAAACACAGUUACUGCAGCGGUGGAAGCAAAAGAGGAAAGAACUUCUGGUUCUGUCUCAGUCGUCACCCAUGAUGUAGCAUCAAACACUGAAGAGGAAAAGCGGGAGCCUAAAGUCGUUCAACACCACAGCCUGCUAAAUGCCUCUGAAUCUAGGGCAGGCACACAGGAUUCACCAAAAAGAGGAACGAAGAGGAAAGCUGUGGAUCAAGACCCUGUGAACCACACACCAGCAAAAAAACUGGACACUGGAAUAAACUUUGCUGAAGCUGCGAUGACUCAGUGCAAAGAGGAGCAGGAUCACAUCCCGAUAAUAAAGAUCAAAUCAGUCUGUUCAAUGGCCUCCUCCAUUACACCCCCCAAGAGCCAGGACGUUUCUGGACCGAGCAGCACCAUGGCCUCCACUGCUGAGCUGAACGUCGGCCAGAAACUCAAUGAAGGGAAGACGAAGCAGAUUUUUGAGCUCCCGGACCAGCCCGGACUGGUUCUGGUCCAGUCCAAAGACCAGAUUACAGCUGGCAACGCCGUGAGGAAGGAUCAAAUGGAAGGCAAGGCUGCAAUCGCCAACAAAACGACGAGCUGCGUGUUCAAGCUGUUGCAGGAAUCUGGAAUUAAGACUGCCUUUGUGAAGCAGCACUCGGAAACGGCGUUCAUUGCAGCCCACUGUGAGAUGAUUCCCAUUGAGUGGGUGUGUCGGAGGGUGGCGACCGGGUCCUUCCUCAAGAGGAAUCCAGGAGUCAAAGAAGGCUUCCGCUUUUCUCCCCUGAAGAUGGAGAUGUUCUUCAAAGAUGAUGCCAACAAUGAUCCUCAGUGGUCAGAGGAGCAGCUGCUGGAGACCAAAUUCUGUCUGGCUGGGCUCACUAUUGGCCAGUGUGAGGUGGACAUCAUGAAUCGCAGCACGGUGGCCAUCUUCGAGAUUCUGGAGAAGGCUUGGGCCACUCAGAACUGCACGCUGGUGGAUAUGAAGAUCGAAUUUGGUGUAAAUGUGAAAACUCAAGAGAUUGUCCUUGCUGAUGUGAUCGACAAUGAUUCGUGGAGGCUGUGGCCAGCUGGAGAUCGCAGCCAGCAAAAAGAUAAACAGGUGUACAGAGACCUGAAAGAAGUUACCCCAGAGGCAAUGCAGAUGGUGAAGAGAAACUUUGAAUGGGUCUCUGAAAGGGUCCAGCUGCUGCUGGAGCCCCAGGCCAGUGGGAGGGUGGUGGUUCUGAUGGGCUCCACCUCAGACAUGGCUCACUGUGAGAAAAUCAGAAAGGCCUGCACCACCUACGGGAUUUCCUGCAUCCUUAGAGUCACCUCGGCACACAAGGGUCCAGAUGAGACUCUGCGCAUCAAAGCAGAAUAUGAAGGUGAUGGCACCCCCACUGUGUUUGUGGCUGUAGCUGGCAGGAGUAACGGUCUUGGUCCGGUCAUGUCUGGAAACACUGCUUAUCCUGUUAUCAACUGUCCUCCUCUCACACCAGACUGGGGAGCACAAGAUGUGUGGUCAUCCCUCCGCAUGCCAAGCGGCCUUGGCUGCUCCACAAUCCUUUCCCCUGAAGCUGCUGCUCAGUUUGCAGCGCAGAUCUUCGGCCUGACUGACCACCUCGUGUGGUGCAAACUGAGGGCCUCCAUGCUCAACACCUGGGUGUCUCUCAAGCUGGCUGACAAGAAGUUACAGGCCUGCACUAUCUGAAAUGGUUAAAGACCCGUUGGAGACCAAUGUGUCCCACUUUGUGUCAUGUCUUUGUUUACUAUGAAAUACCCAAUAACUGUAGAUGUUUCUCACGCACAAAUCAUUCCAUUAAAAGAGACAAAUAAUGAAAA